UUUCCAUGCAGGAUUGUGCUGUCUACCCCAUUUGCCGUGCUAUGCUAUUUCCUCAUCUGGUACGUGCCAUCUGUUGAGCAAGGCAAGGUUGUUUGGUACCUGAUCUUCUACUGCUCCUUCCAAACAUUACAGACAUGCUUCCACGUACCGUAUUCUGCACUUACCAUGUUUAUCAGCACUGAGCAGAAGGAGAGGGAUUCGGCCACAGCCUACCGAAUGACUGUUGAGGUUUUGGGCACGCUCAUUGGCACUGCUGUUCAAGGUCAGAUUGUGGGAAUGGCUAACGCUCCUUGUAUCAGCAGUGGCAAGGACCUGAACUCUACAGAUCUGCAGGUGGCUCCCGAGGUCAACAUCACUGAGCCUCAUGUUUCACUGGAGCAUCUGAGAAAUGCUUACAUGAUCGCAUCUGGUGUCAUCUGCUUCAUUUAUGUCGUCUGUGCCCUGGUCUUGUUCCUUGGUGUGAAAGAACAAAGAGAGACCUGCAGGGUUAGGACUGAGCCCAUGUCAUUCUUUCAGGGCAUUCGUAUGGUGAUGGGCCACGGUCCAUAUGCCAAGCUGGUCAUGGGCUUCCUCUUCACCUCUCUGGCUUUUAUGCUUCUGGAAGGAAACUUUGCACUGUUUUGUAGCUACACCCUUGGCUUUAGAAACGACUUCCAAAACAUCCUUCUCGUCAUUAUGCUCUCCGCCACGCUUGCUAUCCCAUUUUGGCAGUGGUUCCUCACUAAAUUUGGCAAGAAGACUGCCGUGUAUAUUGGGACUACAUCUGUGGUGCCUUUCCUGGUCUCCGUCGUCUUGGUGCCAAGCAAUCUUAUUGUGACAUACAUUGUGUCCUUUGCCGCUGGAGUCAGUGUUGCAGCGGCCUUCCUCCUGCCAUGGUCCAUGCUCCCCGACGUUGUGGAUGAUUUUAAAGUCCAAAAUCCUGAAUCUCAAGGCCAUGAAGCCAUCUUCUACUCCUUCUAUGUGUUCUUCACCAAGUUUGCAUCUGGAGUUUCCUUGGGGGUCUCAACUCUUAGUCUUGAUUUUGCUGGCUAUGUGACGAGAGGUUGCACGCAACCCGCCGAAGUCGAUUUAACCUUGAAGAUCCUGGUAUCUCCUGCUCCGAUAGUCUUGAUCAUUAUCGGGCUGCUAAUAUUCAUCUCAUAUCCAAUCAACGAGGAAAAGAGACAAGGCAACCGCAAACUACUUAAUGAACAACGAGAAAAUGAGAUUGACUCAGAAACAGACUCCACUGAGCUCAAUGUGGUUUAAGAGCACCGGAAACCUAAACUGGACAUCGUGCCAUUUGUGUCACAUCAACAGAGAUAAAACAAACCGAGCGGAUGCUUUGAACCAACCAUGCUGCCUUGUGGCUGAAAACUUCCACCCAUAUCACCCCUACACAACCACAAAUCAACUUGAAACAUAGCCUUUUUCCAGCUCAAUUUCAAAGUGCCUUGCCAUUUCCAGUUGCAAGUGCUAAUGGAUGCUGAGUUGCACAAAACCGAAAGGCAGGCUUGUGUGUGUCGCCAGUAUUUGUGCUGCUCGCUGGUAUAGGAUCUCAAAGCGGUGUCCAAAAAAGCCAGCUUUUGAUAAGCACACAUCUAAAGAACACUAAAAAAUGAACUGAGGUGGGACAUGUCUACCGUAAGAUGAAACUUGAAACAUUUAA
Messenger RNA from Sinocyclocheilus rhinocerous, 1648 nucleotides. Its product is annotated as sodium-dependent lysophosphatidylcholine symporter 1-B-like. Gene Ontology annotation, biological process: fatty acid transport; carbohydrate transport; lipid transport across blood-brain barrier. The transcript has 11 exons. The record is from RefSeq and is a predicted model, not a curated record. Gene Ontology annotation, cellular component: plasma membrane. Gene Ontology annotation, molecular function: fatty acid transmembrane transporter activity; lysophospholipid:sodium symporter activity. The annotation marks the transcript as partial. NCBI's taxonomy places the organism in Eukaryota, Metazoa, Chordata, Actinopteri, Cypriniformes, Cyprinidae.